UCUAUUCAGCCAUUCGGCAGAGGGAGGAAGUUUUCUCCUUUUCCUGUUUUUUUCCUUCUUCUAGGAAACCGAACCAUGUGAUUAGCAUAACGAUACAUCAGUGCAUUCGUCAAUCUGUUGCUUGAGCUUCCACGGGACAUCAGGGAAACGGACGGAUCGGACGGAUAACGAUAGACUGUUUUGUAUAUGGUCAGAUUCCAACAGUUUCAGCUCAGAAGUCACAGACUAGCUCAGGCAGCACCAUGGACAAGAAGCUGGACUUGACCCCGCUGACAGAUGAAGAGGCCAAGCACAUCUGGGAGGUGAUCCAGAGAGACUUCAAUCUCAGGAAGAACGAAGAGGAGAGGCUGGGGGAACUGAAGACCAAGCUUGAGAAGGAGGACAAUAAAAGGGAGCUGCUCACUUCCCAGUCUAGUCUGUCGGAGUCCCACUGCAUCCACUGUCUACAACCAUUCAAUUUCCUAUUGAACAGCAAACGCCAGUGUUUGGACUGCCAGCUACACACUUGCAAGGCGUGCAGUCGCUACAGCAAGAAGGACCAUGGAUGGGUCUGUGACCCUUGCCGCAUGGGCAGGCUUCUGAAGAUUGGAACAGUAGGGUGGUACCAUGAUAAUGUACGCACCCGCUUCAAACGUUUUGGCAGUGCCAAGGUGAUGAGGUCACUGUGUAAAAGGCUGAACGAAGAGGGGCCCCAAGAGGACGACACCGUCAGCAUGCCCGAUGUCCGCAGUGCUUAUAAUGGCCAUGACGAUGAGUACCUGGACGCGACUGAGGCGCAGCGGUACAAAAUGAUGAGGAAACAGAAACGCCUUCUGUCUGUCCACCCAACGGAUUUUGAUAUGGAUGAGUAUUUGAGCCACUCACGCCGACAAUCUGUGCAGUAUAUUCAAGAGGAAAGAGGUUCACGGAAUGACCCGGACUACAGUGCCGAGAUGUAUCACCAACAUCGCAUGAACCGCAGGAUGAGCCUGGAUAGAUACACGAGACCAGAUGAAGGUGCUGAUAACAGGAUGGUGCGAGCGCGCUCCCUCUCCAAGAUCAAUGGCCCUCUGCCCCAGCGGCAGAUCUACCUGGACACGUCUGAGGAGGAGGAAGGGUUCCGUUACCCCGUCUACCAGUUACCCCAGCUGCCCCCCCGCAGGCGCAGUAGAGCCUCCUCACAGGAGAACGUCAACCAGCCUCCGCCGAUAAAUGAACUGAACAAGCGCAUGUCUGCCAUCGAGAGCCUGCUGAAUCGAUUGGAGGAGAAGAUCAGCCCUGAACCUCUCCCGGCCACACCAGUGCAGCAGCAGGUGGAGGCUGAGAAGCUGCGGAAGAAGUUAGAUGAGCUGAUGAGUGACAGAGGUCUCUCGUCCGAUGAGGAGGACCCCCGAAGAGAGGCCUCCAGCCAAGAGGCCCUGAGAAAGACUAGUCUACUGGUGGCCCCCACUCCAAAAGAGGCAGCCUCCAGCUCCUCCAGCGAUGAGGAGCCUACAGAGGCUCAGAAGAGAUCCUCUGCGGCGGCCCUUUGUGACAUCACAACUCAGAUUCUAAGAACCAUUAAUGCAACCGAAAAAGCACUGACUGACUUGAACCCCUCAAUGCCUAAAGACAGACCUCAGUUAGCCGGGACAGAUGUCAGGCAAGCAGAGGCUUACAGAGAGCUUGAGGAAAAUGUGUACAUGACAACAGGUAAGUCCUUCGCCGUGGAGAAGAAGCUGCAGAGUUUGGAACUGAGUACUAGAAACCAGUACGGCUGUAUGACUGACUCAGAGCUAUCGGAACUGGAGGACCAGUUGGCCAAGACUGCAGCCAAAGUCCAGUCCACAGAGAGCGAGGUGUCAGAUAUUGAGAAUAAGAUAGCUGCUCUCAGCAAUACAGGAGUUCCUACAGAGAGGACAAAGAAGAAGAUAAUGAGCACAUCACAAAGAAGAAAAAUUUCUCAAGAUGUAACAACAAAACCCAGUAUUGGCUCAGGAUUUCUCAGGAAAAGGUCAAUUAACUUGUGAAAGAAAGAUAUCCUCCUCACUGUCGCUGACUGCAACCAUUACAAUGACAGUUCAAGGAAACAGAUGUCACAGAUGUUACAAGUGACUCAAAGUGGCUAGAGUGACUCAGAAUGCAGUUAGUAUUGGCACACUUUACACUGCAUGAAUCCAGUUAGUAUUGGCACACUUUACACUGCAUGAAUCCAGUUAGUAUUGGCACAUGUUAAUGAAGAUUGGCAUAUGUUACACUGCAUGAAUCCAGUUAGUAUUGGCACACUUUACACUGCAUGAAUGCAGCUAAUAUUGGCACACUUUACACUGCAUGAAUGCAGCUAAUAUUGGCACAUGUUACAUUGCAUGGAAGCAAAAGCUCAUAUCAUAGAGAGUCAAUUUGGGGUGUAAUGAAUGGAGUGUUGUGCCACAAAGGUUAAUGAAUCAAACUACUAUUGCUUAUUACUUUCAUAAUAGUCAGGAUUGUAAGGUCACUUCCACGUCCACUUUUAACAUCUGUGAUAUCCCUGCUGAGACAUUGUUAUGUACCCUAUAUAGACUGGCAGUUAGUGUUGUACUGAUUCAAUGUAUUUACAUAGGAGGCCAUGCUACUGUAUUUACUGUUGAUUUCUCCAUGUAUGAUUUGUUCACAGUAUGGAUAUACCCAACCUUUAGAAAUUGCAUGUAAUGAUUGAAUAAAUAACAGUUUGAAAUCCCUUGAGCUCUUAAAAUUUCACAAUGGGGAAAACAGGCUAAUGCUGGUCUCCUUUCUCACAACAUUGUGGUAGAAGCAGUAGCGGUCGUGGUAAGGGUACAUUAAUAGUAGACGCAUUUGUUUAAUCUCAGGAGGAGAGGUUUUUCUUCAUAGAACUUUUUGUGUGCUAUGUUAUCUUGUAUUCCCAUUGUGACAAGUUGAUUCACUCUGUUUAUGUGAGAUCAUGAUCAUGUCUGUAUACAAAUCAUAUUUAAUUACACAUGAAUCUCACCUUGAAGAUGGCUCUGAUUUACAUUAUAUUAUAAAAAAAGAAUGCAUUAUAAAUAAAGAUAUAAAUAUAUAUAAAAAGUAA
Molecule: messenger RNA, 3025 nt
Organism: Clupea harengus (Atlantic herring)
Lineage: Eukaryota; Metazoa; Chordata; Actinopteri; Clupeiformes; Clupeidae
Gene: mlpha
Product: melanophilin a
Biological process (GO): intracellular protein transport
Cellular component (GO): cortical actin cytoskeleton
Molecular function (GO): actin binding; small GTPase binding; myosin binding
Source: RefSeq, a predicted model, not a curated record